This is a messenger RNA of Salarias fasciatus (jewelled blenny), 536 nucleotides long. RefSeq names its product ribosomal protein S25 (gene rps25). Bases 104 to 475 code for a protein of 123 amino acids. The record is from RefSeq and is a predicted model, not a curated record. NCBI's taxonomy places the organism in Eukaryota, Metazoa, Chordata, Actinopteri, Blenniiformes, Blenniidae. The transcript is spliced from 5 exons.
AACUCAAACUUCCAUAGUUCCCUUCACUUCCGCAUGUACGGGUUGUGUUAGGCGCUUCUGCACGGGCGAACUUCCUUUCGCUCCGACAUCUUGACGAGGAAACAUGCCUCCCAAACCAGACAAGAAGAAGGACUCUGGAAAGUCCAAAAAGGACAAGGACCCAGUCAACAAAUCAGGAGGCAAAGCCAAGAAGAAGAAGUGGUCCAAGGGAAAAGUGAGGGAUAAGCUCAACAACCUGGUCCUCUUCGACAAGGCCACCUACGACAAGUUGUACAAAGAAGUUCCCAACUACAAGCUCAUCACACCCGCAGUCGUGUCUGAGAGGCUGAAGAUCCGUGGCUCCCUGGCCAGGAACGCUCUCCAGGAACUGCUCGCCAAAGGCAUGAUCAAACUGGUGUCCAAACACAGAGCUCAGCUCAUCUACACACGUAACACCAAGGGAGGAGACGAGGAGGCCGCAGCAGAGAAGGCAUGAUCAGGUUCCUCAAUUGGUGUCCUGUGAUGAGCUGUUUGUAAUGAAAGGUGAAUAAAAAAUU